Messenger RNA from Pelmatolapia mariae (spotted tilapia), 3285 nucleotides. It is a transcript of the gene acad8, whose product is annotated as acyl-CoA dehydrogenase family, member 8. The record is from RefSeq and is a predicted model, not a curated record. The transcript has 12 exons. Gene Ontology annotation, cellular component: mitochondrion. Gene Ontology annotation, molecular function: acyl-CoA dehydrogenase activity; flavin adenine dinucleotide binding. Gene Ontology annotation, biological process: lipid metabolic process. Bases 100 to 1290 code for a protein of 396 amino acids. Lineage: Eukaryota; Metazoa; Chordata; Actinopteri; Cichliformes; Cichlidae.
UGCUGUAGGAGCUCUAUCGAGAAUAGCUCGGCUGGGCUCCAGAAUCUGUAAAAACCGUGUAACAUUAAGCGGAAACUCACAGAGAAGAGGAAUAGCCGCAUGCAUCGACCCAAUGAAAUGAACAAGCGACAACAUGUGACCUGCACAGCUUCCCACGGACUCACAGAUGAACAGAAGGAGUUUCAAAAAGUGGCCUUUGACUUUGCAGCCAAUGAAAUGGCCCCACACAUGGCGGAGUGGGACCAAAAGGAAAUCUUUCCAGUGGAAACGAUGCGUAAAGCGGCCCAGCUGGGAUUCGGUGGGAUUUAUGUUCAGCCAGAUGUCGGAGGAUCUGGCCUUUCUCGGCUGGACACGUCGAUCAUCUUUGAGGCUUUGUCCACGGGAUGUGUGAGCACCACAGCCUACGUCAGCAUCCACAACAUGUGUGCCUGGAUGAUAGACAGCUACGGCAAUAAGGAGCAAAGGGAAAAGUUUUGUCCUGAUCUCUGUUCUAUGGAAAAGUUUGCCUCCUAUUGUCUCACUGAACCAGGCAGUGGCAGCGAUGCCGCUUCUCUUCUGACCUCUGCUCAGCGGAAAGGCGAUCAUUACGUCUUGAAUGGCUCAAAGGCCUUCAUCAGUGGAGGAGGAGACACAGAUAUCUACGUCGUGAUGUGCAGAACUGGAGGUAAAGGACCUAAAGGUAUCUCAUGUCUGGUGGUGGAGAAGGGAACCCCCGGCCUCAGUUUUGGCAAAAAAGAAAAAAAGGUGGGCUGGAACUCUCAGCCGACCAGGGCCGUGAUAUUUGAGGACUGUGCGGUUCCAGUGGUGAACCAGCUCGGUGAGGAAGGACAGGGCUUCAACAUCGCCAUGAAAGGCCUGAAUGGAGGCAGGAUUAAUAUUGCUUCCUGUUCUCUUGGGGCGGCGCAUGCUUCUGUGCAGCUGGCGAGGGAUCACCUGUUAGUGCGCAAGCAGUUUGGAGAAACACUCUCAAACAACCAGUUUCUUCAGUUCAAACUGGCAGAAAUGGCCACCAAGUUGGUUGCGUCUCGCCUUUUGAUACGUGAAGCAGCGCAGGCGUUGCAGGAGGACCGCCCCGAUGCUGUUGCCAUCUGCUCCAUGGCCAAGCUCUUUGCCACAGACGAGUGCUUUAAUAUCUGCAACCAGGCUCUUCAGAUGCACGGUGGGUACGGUUACCUUAAAGACUACGCAGUGCAGCAGUUUGUCCGGGACAUCAGAGUCCACCAGAUCCUAGAAGGAACCAAUGAAGUGAUGAGGAUGAUCAUUUCCCGAAAUCUGCUGUCGGAGUUGUGAUAAAGCUCGUCCUCUGGAUUUAAACUGACCAUAUUGUUAUGGUCUUCAUAUCUGGUUUGUUACAGUAUGACUGGUACUGCCCUGCACAUCAUAGUUUCUUUUACAAAGGUGCUCAAAACCCAUUGAGAAUUUUGGGAUAAACUAGUCAGUUAGCUAGAAAUGUUUUUAAAUAAAUAAUGUUGGAUCUUUUAUUUAAUUUUUAGCUACAGUGUUGACUGUCUGAGUAAAAGCUGCACUGACUUCAAACAGCAGAUACACAGAUUCAUGUGCAAUAGAAAUCCAAUCACACUUAUUCUAACAUCAGGAUUCAUCUCAUGAUCUCAAAUAGACUAAAUUUUUAUAUCAGCACAGAGUAGAACUGAUUACUACUAGUGAUGUCUGAAAAGAUCUCAUAAUGCUUGUAUGAAUGAGUCUUUUUUUUAGCUUUUUAUCAUUUUCUCUUUGAUCUGGCUAAAGGUCCAGUAGCAGUAAGAAAAACAACAUAUAUUAAAAAAAAGCAUUUUAUUUUUAUUUUUUUAUCAAUAAUUUUUAGCUUGUGUGAAGCCAUUCGUGUGGAAUUUACAUAAUGAGAAGAGAUUUGGUUUCUGUAUUAAAAGUAGUUCACCAACUUUUGUUUUAACAAGAAGUCGAUCAGCCCUGGUGCAUUGUUACCGUAUUUCACCCUGUUUUGUCCUCUUUAGUCUCCAGAAUUAUGUGGUUGGUGUGUUGGAGGUUAUAUAAUGAAAUGUUACACUCCAAAUAAAAUGAUCCAACUUUCUUAAAAAUACUCGAACACCCUGAAUGACACUUUUUUGGGGCGUCAGUCUUCAUUCAGUUCUUGUAAUGUUUGAAGUACAAAAAGAAAGUGGUAAGUGUUGUUAUCAUUUGUUAGCCGUAUUGAACAAAUAUCUUCUUUCAGCUUUUCCUUUUAGGAGUCGCCACAGUGGUUCAUAUGCCUCCAUCCUACCCUGUCCCCAUCUUGCUCCUCUGUCACACACACACCCUGCAUGUCCUCCCUCGCUACAUCCAUAAAUCUUCUCUGUGAUCAUCUUCCUCUGGAUUGUAGCUUCGUCUUCAACAUCUUUUGUACAUUUCUCCUUUGCCUCUCUAACUUUGUCUCCAGUUCGCUCAACCUGAGCUGUUCCUCUGAUGAACUCAUUUCUAAUCCUGCCCCUCCUGGUUAUUCCCAAUGAAAAUCUUAACAUCUUGAACUCUUCCACCUCCAGUUUUGACAUCAUCUCCAAACCAUAAAUCAGAGCAACUCUCUUACUACCUUCUUAUUAACCUUCCAUUCCACUCUUGCUGCUAUCCUUGUCAAAAUCGCAAGUUCUAAACUUUUUCCAAUUUCACUACAUCAUCAUACGUCAUAUCCUGUUAUCUGUUAAUCUAUUAGACACAACCUUGAGUCAAUAUAACUCCACCCUUUUGGCCUGGUAGGUCUUUUACCUCCUUAUCAGCAGACUGAGAAUGUCUAAGUUAAGAAGACUGCUUGAAUUUUUAACUGAUUACCAUGAAGUGUAAAUGAAUGUUUCCUCACUUGAAUGUAUGUUCAUCCAUCCACUCUCCAUCUAAUAACCCUCGCAAAUCAUCAUCAUUGUCAUAAAUAAGCCCUUUAGAACGGGCUCCUGGACCCCAUGUUUGAAAGUGGACACCACAUCAGAUGUAAUGUAAGUUAGCACAACCAACUUCAGUGUAGUUUUUUCAAUCCUUCUGUCACAAAUCACCCUUGACACUCGUCUCCAACUGCUCCACCCUGCCGGCACUCCGUCUGUUGCUUUGAAGGGUUUACCCCAGUUAAUUAAACUCAUCCACCAGCGACGGAGAGAUGACAGAGGAAAAAGUAAUAAGAAAAAGUAGCAGUUCAUAAAAUCCCAGCAUCACUGUCCCUAAAGUGGUCUUUCAAUCCUUAUGUAUUUUCAUGAUUAUUGCAAUUUUACUGUAUUUCAUCCUUUUCUUUGCUUUUUGCAGAAUUACAGAAAUAUGUCACAGGUGCUGUGAAGGUUAUAUAAUGAAAUG